AUGACUUACACUGCUUUCAACAAUGAUGAAACCUACCGACCUGAACUCUCUGAUCGUUGGGAACGGACUCUUUCUUCUUAUUGGGAACAGAUCAAGGAGGACGCCGAGAGUAUCCUACGACGGAAGCUGGCACGCAGCCGACGGGUCAGGCUAGAUGACACUGCCUUGGUGUUGUCUAUAAAUGACCGUUCCCAACGAGAUCUUACCAAGCGCUUUGAAGCCACUGGUAUCGAUUGGAUAGCGGUAGAGAAGCCGAUGCUAGUGUGGGGCCAUCUAUACCGUAUUGGCAAGAAGAGUCGACUCCAGAUAUCGAUUAACUACAUGAAGAAUAUUGGGCCUCCUUCCAGAACCGACAAGAGGGGGGAAACAUCGGUUACCAAGCGGAUGCUAGCUGGCCGUGACGCUCAGAUUGACGCCGAGCAGGUCUCCGGCCAACCUUCGGUCUGGCGCGAUGUUUAA
Molecule: messenger RNA, 459 nt
Organism: Aspergillus luchuensis
Lineage: Eukaryota; Fungi; Ascomycota; Eurotiomycetes; Eurotiales; Aspergillaceae
Exons: 2
Coding region: 1-459 (152 amino acids)
Source: RefSeq, a predicted model, not a curated record